AGUUACCAAUCCACCGUGGGCAGUGUCGGUGGAGAUCAUUUCUGUGUGUGGGUCGGGAACGGACCGACUGAUUUAAAGUGUCUUUUGGUUUUUAAUUAAAAUUCCGAUUUUUCUGCCUUGUUUUCGCAAACAAUACGAGCGAGGGCCUGGGUUGCACCGGGAGCCGGUCCUGGUCGACUCGAUACAACAACGCACUUCACUGAGGAUGAGGGUGAAGGUGGUGGCGGCCGACGCCGAGUUUCAGCCCGAGUUGACCAACGCCGGCUGCAGGUUAACGGUGGUGAAGUUCACCAUGAAAGGAUGUGGACCAUGUGUGAGAAUAGCUCCAACUUUCAGUGCAAUGAGUUCGAAAUACCCACAUGCUGUCUUCUUGGAAGUUGAUGUGCAUCAGUGUCAGCAAACAGCAACAGCCAACAACAUCACAGCAACACCAUCAUUUUUAUUCUUCCGAAAUAAAGUAAGAAUUGAUCAGCUUCAUGGAGCAGAUGCCAACGGAUUGGAAGAGAAAAUUAAACAGCAUCUGGAAAAUGAUCCUGGAAUUGAAGAUCUGGAUAUUCCUAGAGGAUAUAUGGAUUUGAUGCCUUUUAUUAAUAAGGCUGGGUGUGAGUGCCUUAAUGAAAGUGAUGAAUAUGGAUUUGACAAUUGUCUACAAAAAGACACGACAUAUUUGGAAUCUGAUUGUGAUGAACAGCUUCUUGUGACAAUAGCAUUUAACCAGCCAGUCAAGCUUUAUUCAAUGAGACUUCAAGCCCCUGACAAUGGCAGAGGUCCCAAGUUUGUAAAAAUAUUCACCAAUUUGCCACGUUCCUUUGAUUUUGAUGACGCUGAAAGAAGUGAACCAACACAGACCCUGGAGUUAACAUCAGAAGACCUCCAAGAGGAUGGAGUUGUGCCAUUGCGCUAUGUCAAAUUUCAGAAUGUUAAUAGUGUAACACUUUUUAUCAAAUCAAAUCAGGGUGAUGAGGACACCACAAGAAUUAACUACCUUGCGUUUAUUGGAACCCCUGUGCAAACAACAAAUAUGUUGGAUUUCAGACGGAUUGCUGGAAAGAAAGGAGAAAGCCACUAACUGAAUGAAGGAAAGACUGCAUUGUUGAUUGUGUGCUAAUUAGACCACACUGGGCCAAUACUGUUUUCUGGAUUCUUGCAAUAUCAUCAAUACCGUGACUCUUGAUUUGGUCCCCUAAAGUCUCUUGCUUCCAGACUACCAAGCAAAUCAUUGUUCAGUUCAAAAUAUUUUGUGGAUUAUUCUUGAUUGUGAUGAACUGAUUUAAUUAUUUUCUGCACAAUGAAAAUUAGUCAUUCUGGAAGUCAUCUUGGGAUGCACCUGAAAGUUAAAGUUGUGCAAUUAAUCUUACUGUAAAACUAGCCAACCUAAAUGUGGUGAUACUUUCCAGAUCUUCAUGGAUUCCAAUGGUAAGCUGGUAGCUGUUUCCUUUAAAUUGAAGAGCUAUAAACAUGACUGCGUUUGCUGUCUGUUAACUCUAAUGCUAAUAGUCUUGGAUAAUUAAAAUAAUGUUUACCUA
This is a messenger RNA of Hemiscyllium ocellatum (epaulette shark), 1526 nucleotides long. It is a transcript of the gene txnl1, whose product is annotated as thioredoxin-like 1. The transcript has 8 exons. NCBI's taxonomy places the organism in Eukaryota, Metazoa, Chordata, Chondrichthyes, Orectolobiformes, Hemiscylliidae. The record is from RefSeq and is a predicted model, not a curated record. Bases 206 to 1069 code for a protein of 287 amino acids.